ACUACCGCUUGUUAUUUACCAAACUUCACACCGGUGUGCGCUCUCAAAACAAAUCGUGCUCGCUGGAACCUAUUGUUUAUCAGUGCGUUAAAAACCCAUUUUAUCUUAGCGUUUCUUUAAAAUAAAUCCAAAUAGACUCUCACUAGUGCUGAUUGUUGCUAAUAAGAACCCUCGUUUAACCCGCGUCAGUUAUAUCUCGCCACGAUGGAAGUCGAGCCCAUCGUUUCCGAACUAGAAAACGUGGCGGCGAGUGAUACUGAUAACGCGAAGCCGGCGGACGAGGGCGCCGGGGACGCCGCGACGUCCCACUCUGAGCGUCUCAAACGCCGUCAUAGGAAUAAGAAGCUCGCAAGAACCAACAGCAAGGAGGGCGGCGUUAGCACGCCGACGCCGCUCCCUAGAUAUAGAAGCUGGAAAAAUAGCCGCCGACCGCGCAAUGGCCACGGGCGCGGGCUGCCUAAAAAAGGAGGCGCGGGUGGCAAGGGCGUAUGGGGAGCCCCGGGCUCCGAACUCCUGGAGGAGUACAUGGAAGACGAGAACGACCCCAACUACGACUCGGAGGCCGUAGUCAAUGGAGACAUCGAGUUCAAACAGGUCAUCGUGGAGGCCGACCCUGAGGAGAUCAUUCGCAAGUCUGAGCCGGUGAUCCUUGAAUACUUGGAGCACGGCGACACCAACGCGGCCGCCGAGGACUUCCUCGAGUUCGUCACCGCCAAGCGGAGUCACCUGGUCUGCGAGACCAUCAUAGAGACCGCUUUAGAGCACAAGCCGAGCCACUGCGAGAUGGCUUCGGUCUUGGUCUCGGAUCUGUAUGGGAGGGUGUUCUCUGCCAAGGAUAUUGCCUUAGCGUUCGAGCACCUCCUUGAGAAGCUGCCAGACCUGGUGUUGGAUACGCCGGACGCGGCAGUUUUACUGUCCAACUUCAUCGCGCGGUGCGUCGCCGACGACUGCCUGCCGCCGCGCUUCGUGUCGCAGCAGCGCGACGCGCCGCUCAACGCCGCCGCUAGGCAAGCCAUCCACCGAGCCGAGACGCUGCUCUCGAUGAAGCAGGGUCUCGUGCGAUUGGACAAUAUUUGGGGCGUCGGCGGCGGAAUCAGGCCAGUGAAGUCCCUGAUCCGGCAGAUCCAGCUUCUCCUCAAGGAGUACCUGACGUGCGGGGACCUGGCCGAGGCCAUGCGCUGCGUGCGCGAGCUAGAGGUGCCGCACUUCCACCACGAGCUUGUCUAUGAGACAAUCCUGCUCGCGCUGGAGACAGUAAACUCCUCGGUGGAAGAGCAGCUGUGUACUUUCCUGGCCGAGCUGAGGCGCUGUGUCAUCGUCACGCCCGACCAGAUGGACCGGGGCUUCCUCCGCGUGCUGGAGGACAUGUCGGACAUCGUGCUGGACGUGCCGCUGGCCUACAUCAUGCUGGACCGCUUCCUCGAGCGCUGCCAGCAGAAGUUCAAGCUGGGCGACGUGGUCAUCAAGCGCAUGCCGAGCAGAGGCCGCAAGCGCUACGUGUCGGAGGGCGACGGUGGCGCCAUCAAGGACCACGCGCUCAAACUGCGCGAGUAAACUGCGUUCCGCCGUCGCACACACACACACACACACACACAUACACAUGGGGCA
Cydia amplana is the source of this 1608-nucleotide messenger RNA. It is a transcript of the gene Pdcd4, whose product is annotated as programmed cell death protein 4. The record is from RefSeq and is a predicted model, not a curated record. The coding region runs from base 205 to 1554 and encodes 449 amino acids. Gene Ontology annotation, cellular component: cytosol; nucleus. Lineage: Eukaryota; Metazoa; Arthropoda; Insecta; Lepidoptera; Tortricidae. The transcript has 9 exons. Gene Ontology annotation, biological process: negative regulation of DNA-templated transcription.